Sceloporus undulatus (fence lizard) is the source of this 12213-nucleotide messenger RNA. RefSeq names its product family with sequence similarity 120C (gene FAM120C). Gene Ontology annotation, cellular component: nucleus. The record is from RefSeq and is a predicted model, not a curated record. The coding region runs from base 345 to 3626 and encodes 1093 amino acids. Lineage: Eukaryota; Metazoa; Chordata; Lepidosauria; Squamata; Phrynosomatidae. The transcript has 16 exons.
CGGUUUUUAGCUAAGGGAAAGGAGGAGAAGAAGAAAGAGACAACAUGGCGGCUUUUCCCCCUUUCCCUCCCGGGCGUUGUAGUCCUAAUAGCGCAUAGACGUCAUUCUGAGGAAUAGAAACAAAACAGAAAGAAAACUACACUUCCCGACAGGCUUCGGGUUUUAGUGAAGAGGGGAAAGGAGGCGAAGAAGAAGAAAGCGACAACAUGGCGGCUGCCUCCAUUCCCUAGAAGUGGGAGCUGUGAUAAAGACUAGCCUUGGGAGCUGGAGGAAGAGCAGCAGGGACCGUGCCCUUGCCGUUCUCCCGGGCGAAGGAGGAGGCGGAGGCGGGCAGCAGUGGAGCCAUGGGGGUCCAAGGCUUCCAGGAGUUCGUGGAGAAGCGCUGCCCGGGGGCCGUGGUCCCAGUGGACCUCUUGAAGCUGGCCAGGGCCGUCGCAGGAGGAGGCGGCGGAGGAGGCCGCGGCGGGGCCUACUGUGGCCCCUUCCACUCCCCGCAGGGCUACCCGGCCAUGGUGGGCCCUGGGGGCCCCUACCCUCCGCCCCUGCCCCCUCCGCCCGCCCCCUGCCCUGCCCGGCUCCUGGUGGACGCCGACUCCGCCCUGCAGCGCCUCUACGGCGGCUACCAGACGGACUGGGUCUGCGGGGGCCAGUGGAACGCCAUGGUGGGCUACCUGGCCGCCCUCUCCCAGGCCUGCCUCUACCAAGGGGGGCUGGAGCUGGCCGUCAUCUUCAACGGGGGCCUGGGCAAGGAGAGGCUCCCCGAGUGGGCGAGGAAGGCCCAGGCCGAGAGGCAGACCGCCCAGCUCAUCGCCGGCCAUGUGGGCAACAAGGGCACGCCGCCACCCAGGGCAUGGUUCCUGCCCCCGGCCUGCUUGGGCCACUGCGUACGCCUGGCCAUGAUUCGGUUCCGGGUCAAGGUGUUUCAGACCCUGGAGGAUCAUCAUCAGGAGGUUGUGUCCUUCUUCCGGGAGAAUGGCUUCCACGGGCUGAUUGCCCAUGACUCGGAAUUUGCCCUCUGCAACAUACCCUCAUAUUACAGCUCCCAUGCUCUCAAACUAAGUUGGAAUGGCAAGAACCUCACCACCAAUCAGUUUCUCAUGCAAGAGGUGGCCAAGCAGCUGGGCCUCAAGCUGAGCAGCUUUCCCAUCUUUGCUGCCUUGCUAGGGAACCACAUCCUUCCGGACGAGGAUCUGGCUGCCUUCCACUGGAGCCUGCUUGGACCAGACCACCCACUGGCUUCGCUUAAGGUGCGUGCCCACCAGCUGGUCCUGCCACCCUGUGAUGUUGUCAUCAAGGCUGUGUCUGAGUAUGUCAGCUCCAUCAAAAAUCCCUCAAACCUGGAUGUGAUCGGGAGAGAUGUCUUCAAGCACUCCCAGUCCAGGAUCGAGGAUAAAAUUGAGCGUUUCAAGAAGGCUGUAGAAUAUUAUUCAGUAGCCACGAAGGCACCCCCUACACAAAUGGGCCAAUCCCCGUAUGUUCUCUCAGCCUUUGGGCCAAACCAUUUUGGAGGGGCAGCACCUAUGAACCGCAAUCCAAUGGUACCACUCCCUUCUGGAAAGGCCAUGUUUGCACCCCAGAUGGGGCCAAAGAUGCCGUAUCAGCCACCAGGGCCACAUGGCAGUGUUGCCACCCACUCAUCAUUUCUUCCUGGCCCUGGCUCCAGCUUUCUCUUUUCACCGCAUGGCCUGACAGAUGCUUCUGCCCCCUUUCACGAAGACCCUUCCCUGAAGGGUGGACACUACAACAACUGGUCUGUAUCUUACGACAACUCUCAUGCCAAGUUCGCCAACCACCACCUGAGCUCCAAACCUUCCCCAUCAUCUGGCCCUGGCUCUUCGCCUUCCUCCUCAUCUGAUGGAGAAGAACAUAAUGGAGCCAACUCCAACCACGUGUCUGAAACAGGGCCUCGUAAAUCUGGCUGGGAAGAUCCUGGGGGUGACAAGAUGAUGAGCCAAGGCUGGGGGCAGCCGCCAGGGGGCAGCAGCAAUCCGGAGAGGAACUUGAGUGGGUCUACUGAGGCCCACAUCCCCUCGCUACUCUCCAUGGCGACUCGAAACCACAUGGACAUCACCACCCCACCCCUGCCACCAGUUGCCCCCGAGGUGCUUCGCGUGGCUGAGCACAGGCAUCGACGGGGGCUUAUGUACCCUUUCAUUUACCAUGUCCUCACCAAGGGUGAAAUUAAGAUCCCUGUGUGCAUCGAAGAUGAGUGCAAUACAGAACUGCCCCCUGCAACAGUCCUUUUUCGGGCUGCCCGGCAGUAUGUGUAUGGCGUCCUCUUCAGUGUGGCUGAGACUCAGCGGCGGCUGGAACGCUUGGCUGUGCGCAAACGCAUCCCUGUGGAAAUUCAUCCUGUUAUCAUCAAGGAAUGGUCAGCAUACAAGGGGAAAUCACCACAGACUCCAGAGCUGGUCUCAGCCCUUGCCUUUCGGGAAUGGACCUGCCCCAACCUCAAGAAGCUAUGGCUGGGCAAAGCUGUGGAAGACAAGAACCGUCGCAUGAGAGCCUUUCUGGCCUGCAUGAAAUCAGACACGCCUGGCAUGCUCAACCCUGCCAAUGUCCCUACACAUCUGCUGCUUAUGUGCUGUGUGCUACGGUACAUGAUCCAGUGGCCGGGGGGACGGAUCCUGCACAGACAUGAGUUGGAUGCCUUCCUGGCCCAGGCUGUUUCUGCUCAGCUAUAUGAGCCUGAUCAGCUUCAAGAACUGAAGAUUGAGAAACUGGAUCCUAGAGGUGUUCAGCUGGCUGCGCUAUUUAUGAGUGGGGUGGACACAGCCCUCUUUGCCAAUGAUGCUUGUGGACAGCCUGUCCCCUGGGAGCAUUGCUGCCCGUGGAUCUACUUUGAUGGGAAGCUUUUCCAGAGCAAGCUGAUCAAAGCCACACGGGAGAAGGCACCGCUCUUAGACCUCUGUGAUGGACAGACCGAGCUGGUGUCCAAAGUGGAGAAGAUGAGGCAGAGCAUUUUGGAAGGCAUCAACCUCAACCGCCAGGCCCCACCACCACUGCUCCCACCUCCACCCUUUGUAUCCUCUAUGGCCCCACCCUUUUACCCAAUGCCUCUGUAUCCUCGCACUAUUGGCUCUGUUCAGCCGCCAGGCCCUGGAAGGACCAGAGGCUUCACAGGGCUCCAUCCUAUCCCUCCACAAGGGGGCAAACUGGAGAUUGCUGGGAUGGUCGUGGGCCAGUGGGCCGGAAGCAGGCCCUCCCGGGGGCAGGGCUCCUUUGGCAUGCAAGUAGUUUCAGUUGGAGGUCCAGGGAAAGGCCGUGGCCGUGAUACCUCUGGAAAAGCCCCCAAAGGAAACAAGAAAGUGAACAAACAAGGUUCUACUGAGGGACCUGCGAAGACACCUGAGUUCAACAACAACAACAGCAGUAGCAGCAGCGGUGGUGGCAGCAGCAGUAGCAGCCGUCCUCAGUCCCAGGUGAAUGGGAAUGGGGGCACCACCCCUGUGGUGGGUGAGGACUCCGGCGCUGGAGCGUACACCUCAGCCACAUCACCUUGUGCCUUAGCCAGAGACGCUGACUCAUGCAAUAACAAUAAUCCCUUCUUUGGGACGCUAAGUGGGGACCCGGAACGGUGCUCGGAGAACAAGCUUUCCUUCCAAGCUCUCCAGAAAGAGGAGUGAAUAGAAGCCACUGUGGCUCCGAUUGGCUGGCAAUGGGGUGGGAUGGAGAAAGAAGAGGUGGUGUCUCCCCCACUUUGCAAGCAAGGGAGGGGAGAGGGGAAAGAUGCAGCAUUUCAGCUAAUCCUUGGAAAACCAGGGUUAUCAAGUGCUGUGGGGCAGAGGGAUCUUUUGUGCAGAGUGGAGUGGGGGGAGGAGGGGAGCUUCCUUGAUAUCUCACACUGCAUGUUUUGUAGAGUUUGUGUGAUGUGAGGUCUGAUCUCUUGUCAGCAGGAAAUGUAUUUCCACAGUGUGAGUUUAAGGGGAAUGCCUGUGGGGCUCUCAUCCCAUCCUGGAUGUGAUCACAUCAGCUGUUUGCACUCUUCCCUUUGAAUUUGCCAUUGUGCCAAUCGGAUCCACGGAGGCAGCAUAUUUUUCUUCUUUUUUAAGUUUAUUUGACUUUUGAUUUAUUUUUUUUUUAUUUUAUAGUAGGGAGGGGAGUAUUUUUAGGGGGGCAAGAAUUCUGAAUUUGGGGAAGGGGAUAUUUUUAAGGGGAAAAAAGCCAGCAAGGUUUUAUUUUAAAGUGGGGCAGAUUUUUCCUGCCUGCCUUGUUAAUUUCUUGCCAACUCCCCCACCAUCAGGCCAAAUAGCUGUGUUGCUUUGGAGGAUGGUGUUAAUGGUAUGGAGUCAAGCGAGGGAGACAAAAUGAUUUUUAAAAGACAAAGAGAGAGAGAGAGUAGCACAGCUGUUGCAGAGUAUACACAAAAACGUGUAUAGUGGUCAGCCUGUGCUUUUUAUUGUAUAUGAAAGAGAGAGAGAUUAUAUUUAUAUAUAACAUGAAUAGAGCUAUAUAUAAAUAUGAAUGCGGCAAACCCAGAAGGGUUGAAAAUGUUCCCGGGAGACAACUUGCGUUCCGAAGCGCUAUGCGUUUUAUGAAUUAAAGGCCUGCUUCAUUGGUUCCCAGCAAUGGCCUUGUAAACAGGGCUGCUGGGGCUGCAUGUGGCAGGUCUCUCAAUAUCAGACACAAAACUUCUUAUCCUUAAAAACAGACAAGCACUUGUUGUUGCAUUUCCAGGACUGUGAGCAAAUGGACAUGGUUGGGGUUGGAAAAUGGGUGUGAGUAUAUUGCCAUUCGCUUUGCAAGAGGGGAGGGGAGGGUUGGGGAGACAAACAGGAUCAGUCCUACCCAGAGCUUGGUGGAUGGUGAUGGUGAUGGUGGUUCGGAGUCUAGUUCUUGUGCUUGGAAAGAGUGUCUAGAAGAAAUUGAAGCUGUUCAGUUGAAGAUGGGUUAUUCUUCUCUACGCACAGUGCCGGGCGUACUCUGCCACUUCAGUACACAGUAUAGAAUCUGAUAAAUAGUUUGGCAUCUUAGGAAUAACAGGUAUUAGCUUUAAAUCAACAAACCAUAAUCAUUUUAGUGCUAAAAAUUGUAAGAAAUCUUUUUUUUUUUUUUUGAAGCUGCAUCUGCACCCGCACUGCAGAAUUAAUCCAGUUUGACACCAGUAGGUCAUUCUGGGAACUGUAGUUUCAUGAGACAUUUAGCCUUCUCUUUUAGAGAGCUCUGGUGACACAACAAACUUCAGUUCUCAGGAUUCCAUAGCAUUGAGCCAAGGUAGUUAAAGUCAUGUCACACUAGUUUAUUUCUGAAGUGUGCGUGCAGCCAGGGUGGAUAGCUUCUGAAAGUUGCUGGUCAAAGUUUUCAGUGGCACAGCUCAGGAAUGUCAUGAUUUUGUACUAGAACUUCCAGCAUUCCUCAGUUCCUGGUCAGUUCCUGGCCAGACUAAUUGAGUGGGGCUCUGAAAACUAUAGGACAGAAAAGUCAUUUUUCUAAGCUCUGGUGGUGGUGGGCAUGUUUGGGUUAUUUUCUCACCCCGCAUGCCUCUUUCUUCAGUCCUCCUGGCUGCUGCUCCUUGCCACUCUGGAUUUUGUACUCUCUUUGUAACUUUUCGCUCCCAUCCUUACCCUCUGCAACCUUGAAGCUCUUCAGGAGAAAAUGGAAACCUUGAAUUUCAGAAGCUGAACAAGUAAUGUCAAAAAAUCUGGUAGAUGAUUUAAAUAUUUUAAAGAAAGCACAAAGAUGUCUGUGUACUGAAAUUGCUUCUUUUUAACACAGAGUACAUUUGCCCACAGGCAGGCAAAACGGGUGGUUUCAAAGAGAUGGAUUGAGUAAAAUUGAAGUGGAAGUUAGGGUGAGCAAGAAUACAAGUGUUUUAAAAAGAAAGCUUCAAACUAAUUUUCCAGCUGUGCCCAAGUAUGCAGUUUUGCUGUGCAUAUUACUUAAAUUCUCCAUGGCACAUGCCUCAGAAUACUGGAUGGCUAGAUUCUCAGAAAAAUCACACCAUUCUCAAAUGUGCUUUGGUUUUAACUUCUGCCUCUUUAGCCACUUCUCUGGUGAGCUGAGUAUUUUCCCUUCAGCUUCCUCCACCAGACACGUGCUUGAAACAUGCCUAGAAAAAUAUCAAGUUGGUUGGUUCCACCUCUGACGACUAAAGAAACUCCAUAACAGUAUGUAAGAAGUGUAUGCAAUUCACUGUCACAAGAUAAGCAGUCAUAGUACAAAUCUAUUUUCAGGAGAAAGAGCUAUAGUUGGUUAAGCUAGGAAGAAUGGAUGCAACCAGGGAUCCUAUAUUCUUGAAUUUAAAUUGCUGUGGAGCAAGCCAGGGAGGUGUAUUCACUCCUUAUCCAGUCUCUUAAUUGUUAACUGUGAUUAUAGAAUGGCAGUUAAAAUGUCCUUUAAGCAGGAUGGAGAGUCCACUUCUGUUGAGGAUUGACUUUCCCCAACAGAGGGUGGCAUAGUUUGAAACUGCAUGCCAUUCCCUUUUCCCUGUCCUCAGCAAGCAGACUGCCAAGGGAAAGACAUGCCUUUGGCACAGGUGUGAACUGAUAGCUUGCAGAGGGUUUUUUAGAAUGAGGCUGAGGUUUGCAUGAAGUCAGGCCAGGCACUGCAGGUUGGCCCCAAUGACCGUAAGCACUUACAUUUGCUAAUGCUGUUGCCUCAUUUAUAAAUGGUGAGGCUGCAAAAUAUUGAACUAAGUAAAAUGUAGGGAGCUCAGCAAUACCUGACACACAAGCAAUUUUCUCUCUCAUUGGCACUGAACGUUUCCCUAGGUAAGAGAAGCCAGGAAUGAGGGUCUUGAGCAUGUUGACUGCUUUAGUCACAAGCAAAGUAAAUUCUUCCCAAUUUUUAGAAACAUAUAAUUAGAAAUACCUAGAAAGGAUGUGUCUGGUGGGGAAGCAUCUAGAAGCAAAGGUAGGGUGUUCAAAUUGUGGAUCUCUUCAUAAAGAAAACACAGACCAGGUGAGGCAAAUGCAUCCUUUUUUAUGGUCUCGGGUGCUAUGUCUUGGGUAUCUUGGGUGGAGGACAAGGCAGAACUUAAAACUUCACACCAAUAGUUUUGGAAUUGGGCUUUUUCAGAAAACAUCCUAGCUUCCACUUCAGAUGACUUAAACCAACCUUCUUGGGGAGCUAAUGCGGAAGGAGUAACUGUUUUAAAUUCUGACUGUGCCCUCUGUCACAAACUCGGCUCUGAGUGGGAGUGAUUUGGUGAUAAGAGACACCCACUUUAUUCCCAGGGUUACGGGUGGGAAGGGUAUAUAUAAAUCACUGUGACUUGAUGAUACUUCUGUUAAGCAAACAGGACACUGCUUAACCUUUUCCUUGGAUUCCCAAUAAUGUCUGGGAAGUGAAUUGGCAUCUUUAAAAGGUGUUCCAGGGAGGAGGGAUUCAACACCCCUUGUCUCUGGGGGUGCUUCUGCCACUUUUGACAGUAUCCUUUGGAGGGGAAGGACUACUUCCUCUUUGUGCCAGUAACAAAAUUUCCAAGCAACGUAACCAUUGCAAGUUCUGAGGUUGUAUCCCAGAAUUUGAAGACGCCGGCUUGCUUGGGUUUGUUGCAACCCAGGUUUGCUAACACAAAGGCAUAUCGCUACAAUAUCACAUGGGGAGGGGAGCAGUUAGAGCUGUUUCUCAGUCUUCUCUUGUAUUAAUUUUCUCAUACAUAUUUCCAGUGCUUGAGAAACGGAAUCCAUUGCAACUGGAUCCGAUCUUUUUAUUAAUUUAUUUUUUCCUUAACAAUAUGGCCAGGCAAGGUAUUGAUAUAGGAAAUGGAGAGAUUAAUCUGAAUGGGGCACAGAAACUAGGUUUGUGUACUUUGUGAUUCUGCAGAUGUACAGACUGUAGCACUACAGGUUACAUUCAGCUGCUUCAUAAUUCCAACUUCUUCCCUUUCAAACUUUUUAAUCUUUGUGGUUAUAAAUGCAUUUCUCAAAGUAUGGGAUGUGCCUAGAUGAAAAUUUUAAAAUGCCAGUGGGUUGGUUGAAUCACAUUUGUAGUGUUAGGGUAGAAUUUAUACUCCAUUCAGUGACCAUUCAAAUCAAGAAAAAUCUGGGUUUAAACAAAUUAUGCAAAAUAAAGGUGUGCAAAUAUGUAUCCUUUACAUACUGGAUACAAGUGUCAGAAUUCAGUGUUUGAAGACUGUGAAAUUGAUUUUUUUUCUAACUCAAAAUAUACAGAGUCCUGUUUUUGGCACUACAGAAAACUCGGAAGAUUGAAGUAACUUCAUUCUGAAACCCCAGGACAAACAUCCCAGAUACUUUUCCCUCAAUUGAUAGCAAUAGCUUUUCAAAAAUAGAUGUGAUUUUAUUGGGAAUUGCUCAACUUUUGCUGAGCUCAAAAAGUAGCAGGUAUUUUGCAUCUUUAAAAUCUCUCAGUGGAAUGUUAAUAAACCUCUAUGUUGUUGUUGGUGAGGAUAUGAAUUCCUGAGGGCUUUCAAUUUUAAGCCCAGCAUUGCACCAAAGAUAUGGAUGAAAACGGUAAGACAUGGGUCCAAAUGACAAGGCCUCUGCCUGCAUAUUUUUGGACUUCUAAAUAUGUUUUAUUUUUGAAUUUCACUGUAAUAACCUUAAGGCCCCAUCUUAUUGCAUAAUAUUUACACACUUGCUGACAUGACCAAAUGUAAAAGUUACUUUGGAUGUGAGACACAUUGCUCCAUGGUGCGAGAGCCCUAAUGAGAAAUGAUGAUGCAUGUCCUCAAGAGAUCUGGUGGGCUUCUUGUUAUCAGAGGUCAUUGAGCAAAGACCUCUCUCCCAAGCUAUGCCACCCACUUUUGUCAUGCAUAAUAUUUGAUUCCAAGGCUUCGUUUGUUUUGAUGCAAAGAUUCAAUUUAGAUUAAGGUCUAAUUGAGAUGUCCAGGGUAGUUUUGGAAACAUUAAAAUGGAUCUCCUAUUCCAUUUCAAAUCUGUCAGGUGAAAGCUGAGAAAAGUCUGGCUGGGCUCUUAAGAGCUUCAAGGAAGAGAAGACUUGUUUGCUGUAUUAAAACACAUAGACUUAUAGCCAGAAUUGCUGAUCAAGAGUGCUGGGCUGGCAUUGGGAAGCAUGUUUCUCAACUACUGAAAUCAGGCUCUUUAUAUUGUCACAUCUACCUAGCAGCAAAACAGUGCUAAUUGCCCCAUCGCCAGUCAGUUCUAUGAUGUCACUUGUAUUUACAGCAGCUGAUAAAAGAGGUUUUUGAAACCUCAUGCUAAUAUCAGAAAUACUUUUGCUUUUAGGGUUGGAAAUCAAAAGUCAGCGCUGAUAGUAUAAUGCCAUGAAUAGCUGUGCAAAGCUAUAACUAUUUUUCAAUGCUCAUUUCCCCACCCCACUGCCCCACAAAAUGAAAUUCUGAUUAUCACAUAUAUGGUUGAAACUCUUAGCUUUUUUUAAUUUAAUUUUUGUAGCGGAUAUUAAAACUCAGAUGAUCCUCAUGUGAUGUUAGAAUUUGGUGGUUCCUGAAUGUGGGCUACAUAGGCUCUGGAAGUGAAAGGUUUAGAUUCAGAAUGUAUCUAAGGUAGCCCUCCAACCCAAAUUCUGACUCAUAAUUUGUUCUGGAAAUUUCAGAUGUGUAACUGAAAUUGGUUUUAGAUUGGUUUACCACACAGGAGGAGGAAGACCAUGACAACUGUUGAUAUUAAGUUUGGUUAUGAUCCAGAGAAACAUGGCAGAGAAAUCAAGGGUAUGCCUUUUCCCUGUAUGUCCAGAUAGCUGUCGCCUUAGCAGUACAGGACACUUGUAAAAUUAAGGAAUUCUAACCUAGUUUAGCAUCUAGCACAAGGAGGCCGCUCUUUGGAAGAGGAAGAACAAGUGCAAAAAUAUUUCUGCAAAAUGCUUGGCAGACUUUGAAGUGGCUUGGAUGCAUGGCUUCCGUUUGGGAAAUAAAAUGGUGGUGACACUGUGGUACUCCAUCUGAGCAUCACAUUUCCUGACAUAUAUAAGCAUUUCAAGAUGCUCCUGAAUGAUGUUCCCAAGUCUUGUUGAGAGUGACGCUCUUGAGGCGUUCUCACUUUUCAUUCUGCCUCUGUGAUACUAAGGCUAGACUCCCUGGCUCCUGGGUGAUAACAAUUAGGACCUUUCUUUUAAAGUCACUUGAUCUGCACGGCACAUUCUGGGCAUUUGAUCCCAAUGGUGUGUUUGCACCAGUAGUUGAGAGAUCAUGUUUUGUUAUGAUUUAUUGCUGUGCUAUUCACUUUGGGGCUGAGAGUUUUAACUGAAGUGAUCUGGUGAGGGUUUUUUGAUCCCUCAUCAUGUACUGUGGACUUUAAAUGCCUACCAGAAAGGUUUUUCCUAUCAUAGUAGAAUAUAUUCAAAAUACAUUGAGUUCAGAUUUGCUCCCACUCAGAUGAAGGAAGGUUCCUUCUUUGGUACCAGUUCAACUGGUACCAAAGUUAAAAGAAAACCAUACCUUUAAACUUCUGGCACUAGACACCAGUUCCAGGUUCUCUAAGCAUGUUUCUUGAAGUCCAACAACCUUCCUAAGGAUUCAAUCCAUACAGUCAUAACAUGGGAUGUUGGCUUGCUUCCUAUCUAGUUUUGUGAUUCUGCGGGGGGAGGGGGUUUAAAACCAACUUGCUGACCAAUAAUCCCUGCGUAUCUCUUUGGAAUCUUUCAUCCCGUCUUGAGUCAGUAAUACAGGAUAUGGCUGGCUAGCAGUUCAUAAGCUGUGGCUACUAGUCAGUUUAACCAGAACUUCUUGAGAAACACAGAAGUCCAAACGUACUUGCAAUAUGUAUAUAUACACUAGAAAAGGCUACUCGACCUCUCCAGGGGCAGCUUUUAAACCAUUUUCUGGUGUGAUUUCGAAUUCCACUUUUUCUUGGAUUCAGAAGCAAAAAAGUGAACCCUUAGAUCCCUGGGGGAAAGUCACAGACAAAUGUUGCGACAGGGACCUGAAUUAUUGUGGAGAGGAAUGGGGGUAUCCCAGUCCACACAUCAUUUCUAUGUAUACACUAGAGCCUGUGACAAGGCCGCAGUGCCACUGAGAAGCCAGUUAAGGCAAAGGACCACCUUUCCCUCCCUUGUCACUCAACUUUCAAAGGAACCUAGGCUGCAGAUAGAGCAUACUUACUUGGCUGUGAGCUCCGCUGAAAUAGCGGGACUUGCUUCUAAGUAAACAUGGUUAGGAUCAGGCUAUAAGAAUCCUAAGAAAACUACAAUGCGUUCUCUCUUUUUUUAAUUUUUAAUCUAGUUAGCAGCAAUUUAACCGCAGAGGUUGAAUCAUUAUAGUAGCUGACGUACCUGACAUGUAUUUUACUGAAUAUGCAUGGUCUAUUUUUAAUUUUCAUUUCCCCCUCACAAUUUCUUCUGUUCUGGUUUUAUCUUGUGCUGAUUAUUUCCGAAGUCCAUUUUUAAUGUUGAAAAGAAACCUAAUGAACACACACUUGGUUAUUAGAAAUCUUCCAGUCUUUAAUUGCUAUUUACUGGUCAUUGCUUAAAGGUCAGACACUGUUGCUCAUGUCCUAGUUCAUUUUAAAAUUAGAUUUUUUUUCCUUUUCAAUUUUGAAAGACCCCUUCUUCCCAAAUGCACCUUAUCUGUCUAUAAUAUUACCCUCUCAGAUGGGAUGUACACUUUUUCUGACUAUAACCAUUGCUCUUGUAUUUUGGUAGAUGCUUUGUUGAUAGUAACUAAACGCCUAGUAAGAUUUUAAAAGUAAAAAACUUCAAUCUCAGUUGUUCUUUUAAGCCAGUCUUUCCCCUCACACACCCUUCUCGAGUAACCUUGAAGUUGCAUUUUACCGUAUAUAUAUAUAUCUAUCUAUAUCUAUCUCCCCACCACCACUAUUAAAGAUGUUUAGCUUGAGAUUUUAGCUUUAAAGAAACAAACAUACGAUCCAAUCUUUUUGCCGAAUGGAGUAAAUCUGAUUUAUUUUUCUUGUUAGUGAUCCCCUGUCAAUUGCAAGCUCAUGCUUUAUUUAAAUGGGAAGGUGAUGAGAAAUUCAUUCUUCCCUUCUUCCUUUUUUAAAAGGUUAUUAUUUUUCUUUUUAUGGUAUUAACACCUGCUCUUAGUGGAUGGAUAAAUGUUCUCUUUACUACCCCGACCCAACCUUGAUAAUCCAGUCCCCAUCUCCCCGAUCCUCGCACCCCACAACAAGCUCCAUAGGUUGUUGGGUUUUUUUAAUCAGUGUAAGUUUGGACAGGUUGCUCUAAAUCAGGGGAAACUCGCAGUAGGUUUGCAAUCAGAAAGCUUGGGUGUCUUUUGGGAAUGUUUUUUGCUGGUGGCAUCUUGGCACGUUGUUCAUCUAUUGAUGAUGGAGAGAGACUUACAGUGCUUAAUAAAGUCUAUUCUUUUAGUAAAAAAAA